CACUAUUCGAUCUUCUGUUCAUAGCGCAGCUAGUAUUCGAUCUAAGAGUCACUCUGACAAUGUCGAUCCCACUGAACGCCAAAAUCAUCAGUGAGGCGCUGGAAGCUUCUCAAGCUGUUGCUGUUGGCAUCCUUGGCUUCACAAUUCUGGUAUGGGAUCAUGCGAUCACUUUGGCAGAUGAGGUAGAGAUCAUAUGGGGUCGUCCGAAGAAACUCUUGACGUUUUUAUUCUUGCUCAAUCGGUACCUCACACCUAUUGGUUUCAUCGUGAACCUUGUUGCACAUAGCCUGCCUUCUUGGUCGUUCAUAAAGUGCGAGCAUUUCGUUCGGUACGAGGGCGCUAUGACGGCAGUUGGCAUUCAAGUUGCGGGAUUGAUGAUGUUCCUGCGUGUUCGAGCUAUGUACCGCGGCAACAGAUAUGUUGUGAUCCUUGUAGCAUUAUUGUUGUUUGUUUGGGUGGCAGUUGGCGCUUGGCUGUUGUCUCAUGGCGUGGCUGUCCCUCAAUCUUCUUCUAUACAUCCUUGUCGCAUGGAGUUCUCUGAUCGUGUAGGAAGUCUCGCAUCCGCAUGGGCAUGGGUUCCUCUCUGUUAUGACACGGUCGUCUUUGCUUUGACUUUGAACCGAACAUUGCCCUCGAUAAAAAAUAAGGAGGCAGGGCAUAUCAUCUACACGCUAUUCACAAAUGGAGUUUUAUUCUACAGUGUAAUGUGUGCCAUAAACCUCAUCUUUACCAUCAUGAUUGUGAGGGCUCCACAAGGCUUGAAGAAUAUUACUGGACAACUUGAACUUAUAUUAACGGUCGCAAUGAUGUCACGCAUCACCCUCAGCUUAAAGAAGGAGGGCACACGUGGCUCUGCACCACUCAACAUACAUCCUAGAAGCAAAUUUCCAUGCCGCUUCGAUUGUCAAAGGCCUGUCCAAGAUAUCACGAAGCUACAAUCACCAACUUCUAGCUCCCAGACUUCUGCAAUGAGAACAGAACUGUUCGAAUCGCAAGGUCAUGCAGGAGCUCUCGACGGUGAUGUCUCCUCUCAAGGACAGCGAGACAGCGAAGUCUGCACCUGCUUCGCCUGCCCUGCAGUGGCCGAUGCAUUUGACCCUGCGGAUGACGAACGCAGUCGGUACCGGGAGGCAAUAGUUUGAAUAAAAAUUGUCAUACAAACUACUGUAUGACAUAGACCUGCAAAACUUAGCUUUUGCUCCGCCUUCCCCUUAAGUUUAAGCUCGAGAUAUCUUAAGGUCUUUUCCCAGUCACAAACUAAUAGGCGAGUUUACGCAGAUUUACGCAGAUUUUUGUAAUUAUGAGCUAUAUAUUGUUAUAUGUUCUUCUCAGAGAUCCAUCCAUUCACUGAU
Molecule: messenger RNA, 1352 nt
Organism: Suillus subaureus
Lineage: Eukaryota; Fungi; Basidiomycota; Agaricomycetes; Boletales; Suillaceae
Exons: 18
Source: RefSeq, a predicted model, not a curated record